GAUAGAAACAGGUGAUUUCUUGUUUCGAGGAGGAGGAGCGAGAGGGAGCGAGAGAGAGUGCAAAUAUGAGGGAAGAAGUACGAAGCUCAGGGGGAACCAUGGAUCCCUUACUUUUAGCUAGGUCUUCUUCGCCUCCGCAGACACCUGCAGCGAGUUCUGCAGGGGCAUCCUCACCUGCUGUUCCAGCAAAUGUUGGCAGUAUAGAUUGGUUGGGUAAUGGACCAGGCUCGAAGGCUGGUUCACUAUCUUUUGUUGGCUCACACCCUCCAUGGACUUCCUUGAGCACAAGUGCUGGUGGAUCUGCUCUUGGGUCAUCGCAACCUUCAUGCAGACCAUGGGAAAGGGGUGAUUUGCUAAGGCGUUUGUCUACAUUCAAACCUUCAAAUUGGUUUGGAAAACCGAAGGUUGCUAAUUCGUUGGCCUGUGCCCGAAGAGGCUGGGUGAAUGUUGAUGCCGAUAAAAUUGAUUGUGAGGCAUGUGGAGCAUGCCUGAGUUUUGUUUUAUCAACCUCCUGGACACUCUCUGAAAUUGAUGAUGCUGGUGAAACCUUUGCUAAGCAACUUGAUACUGGGCACAAAGUCAGUUGUCCUUGGAGAGGAAAUAGUUGUGCAGAAAGUUUGGUGCAGUUUCCUCCAACUCCUCCAAGAGCUCUUGUUGGUGGUCAUAAGGAUCGAUGUGAUGGACUCCUGCAGUUUCUUUCUCUUCCUGUUGUAGCUGCAUCUGCAAUUGAUCAGAUGCGGGUGUCACGAGGCCUACAAAUUGAUCGUUUCCUAUCCCAGUUGCAAACUUUUACUGCUGGAGAGUUGGGUUUUAAAGCGGAGAGCAUUGCAGGUGCAGAAUCCUCCCGAGAUGAGGCGCCGUGUGAAUAUACUCACGCACAGAAGUUGGUUAGUCUUUGUGGAUGGGAGCCUAGAUGGCUUCCCAAUGUGCAAGACUGUGAAGAGCAUUCUGCUCAAUCAGCUAGAAAUGGAUGCUCUUCUGGCCCCACCAGGGACCAAACUUAUCCUUCACAGGGUCCUGGACCAUGCAAGAAUGCAAUUUCUGCUUCAGCUAAAAUAGACACUGGAAAGAAAAAGAUGUCUAUGCCAGAGUAUCAAUGUGAAUCUAGGUCACCUUUGUUAGAUUGUAGCUUAUGUGGUGCUACUGUCAGAAUCUGGGAUUUCAUAACUGUACCUCGGCCUGCUCGUUUUUCUCCCAACAACAUUGAAAUUCCUGAAACAAGCAAAAAAAUGGCAUUGACACGAGGAAUAAGCGCAGCCAGUGGAAUUAAUGGAUGGGUUGCUGCUGAUGGUAUGGAGAAAGAACAGACUGAGGGUCGUGAUGAAGCAGCAACAACAGAUGAUGGGAAAUCAUUGUCAAAUGCUGGUGUUGAUUUAAAUCUUACCAUGGCAGGAGGAUUGCCAUCUACGCAGUUGGGCAUUGCAUUGAUGCCUCAAAGGUUUCAGGAAGCAGAUAUGGGAAGGGAUCUAAUGAUUGGACAACCUUCAGGUAGUGAAGUUGGUGAUCGUGCAGCUUCGUAUGAGUCACAUGGCCCAAUCACUCGGAAACGGAGCUUAGAAGAAGGUGGGAGCACGGUUGACAGGCCGCAUUUGAGGGUGCAACAGGCUGAUAGCAUAGAAGGAACUGUCAUAGACCGUGAUGGUGAUGAAGUUAAUGAUGGUAGACAGUAUUCAGCUGGGCCUUCAAAGCGUGGACGUGACUUGGACAUCUUUGAUAUGCACCAUUCCUCACAUAGUAAACGUUCAUCUGGUGCUGGUCCUAGUCAUUGGACGGGUUUUGACAUAGAUGCUGAUGCCAAUAGAAUUGAUGCGUUGCAACGAGUGAAUGAACAUGUUAUUGGCCGCACGUCUACUAAAGACUCUGCACGUGCAUCCUCUGUUGUCGCUAUGGAUACAAUUUGUCAUAGUGCAGAUGAUGAUUCUAUGGAAAGUGUUGAAAAUUAUCCGGGUGAUGUUGAUGAUGUGCCAUCUCCAACUACAUACAAGACUCCAGAUAUGAAUGAUGCAUCGGAGUUGAACUAUAGUAAUCAAGCACAACAAAGCACUUGUUUCCAACCAGGUGCUGAAAGAGGUGCUGGCGAAAUGGGUGUCAGUAGCACAAAUGAUGGUGAAGAAAUUUUGAACACAGAAACUGUGACUGCUCAUGCUAGGGAUGGCUUUAGCUUUGGGAUAAGUGGUGGAAGUGUUGGUAUGGGUGCUAGUCAUGAAGCUGAAAUUCAUGGGACUGAUGUUUCUGUCCAUAGACCGGGGAGUGUUGUUGGUGAUGCUGAACCGAUAGCUGAAGUCACAGAAAAUGAGGGCCAAAUAAGUGAAUCUGCUCCAGAUCCUGGCCUAAUGGAUGAGUUUGUUCCUGGGGAAACGGAGAGGGAGUAUCCUCAUGGGGACAGUCAAGAGAUGAUGUCCCGUUCUGUAGGAAGGGCAGAUAGUGGUUCAAAAAUUGAUGGUUCGGCCAAGGCUGAAUCUGUUGAAAGUGGUGAGAAGAAUAGUCAAAGUCAUCUCGUGGCCCAGGAGACCAGUGCUCAUCAUUCUCUUUCUUGCAAUGCUGUUGUAUAUUCGGGUUAUGAAGCAUCCAAGGGAGAAGUGACGCAGGCUGGCAAGGCAUCACUGGCUGAUGACUGCACAUUCCUUGAAUCUAACUAUGUUUCUGCAAAUGGGAUAGGGCCUCCUAAUGGGGAAAGCAACUAUGAAGAAGCUGUAGAAUUUGAUCCAAUUAAGCAUCAUAAUCAUUUCUGCCCUUGGGUGAACGGAAAUGUAGCUGCUGCUGGCUGUUCCAGUGAUGGUUCCAGUUCUAGUGCUGUUGCUGUAGCCCUUUGUGGGUGGGAACUAACCUUAGAUGCCUUGGAUGCCUUUCAUUCACUAGGCCAUGUACCAAUCCAAACAGUGCAAUCAGAGUCUGCAGCAUCUCUAUACAAGGUUGGAGCCAUAAUUUUUAAGGCGCUGCUAAGGCGUCGCCUUACUAGCGCUUUGGCUCUGAUGCGGUCUAGAGAUGGACGAUCACCGUAUUCAUGGGCGAAAGCUUGUGACACACUGCUCUGUUAGCAAAGGCCACGGACAGCAGUAAGAUCGGAUCUUAACAACAAAGGAAUGACGUAUCGUGGAACAAACGAUAAGCAGUCGGGUUCCAUGGUGGGAUGUCAUUGUGCUAUUGCAGCUUUCCUCCAGGGGGAGAAAAUUGACGCCUGUUAUAUCAAGUAAUAGAAGAUCUGGAAAAUGUUGGAUGCUUUUAAUCAACCUUUGAAAACGGGAUAUAGAGUUUUAUUUUUCAUUUUUUUCUAUUUUUUCCCAUCCGUUGGGAUCGGUGAUUGUACUGCAUUAUUGAUUACAAUUAGUGGUUGGUUACAGGCGGUAAUGGUGGAAGUUCUGCGAAUUUUUACUGGCCUUGCAUAUUGUAUGAGAGAUACAGUGAAAAUUAUUGUAAGCUAUCCUUCCAAGUUUCAGAGAGUCUAA
Molecule: messenger RNA, 3446 nt
Organism: Macadamia integrifolia
Lineage: Eukaryota; Viridiplantae; Streptophyta; Magnoliopsida; Proteales; Proteaceae
Exons: 9
Coding region: 66-3038 (990 amino acids)
Cellular component (GO): nucleus
Molecular function (GO): zinc ion binding
Source: RefSeq, a predicted model, not a curated record